AUGAACCCUCCAGGAGAGAAAACCAUUUUCCAAGAGUUUCUGACAAACCAGGGCACUGUGGUAAAGCCCUGCUGGUGGCAGAGACAGUGCCCUGCCUGUGCCAAGUGUCCCUUCCACAUCCGGACGGGGGAAGAAGCCAGAGUGCCACUCACAGAAUUCCACGGGCUCUUUGGCUCCCCACACAGGCCCGCAGCGACUCCUCAAAACAGGCACCUUCUCUUCUACGAGCUGAGGAGCUUCUCAGGCAGAGUCCUGCAGAAAGGCCACGCCACAAACUGCACUGCCCGAGCCCAGCACCCCGAGGCUGUGCUGUUCCAGGCGGGCGGGUACCUGGACGCAGCCACAGCCGCCUGUGAAAGCAUCAGGUGCGUCGCCCUCUACUCGAAUCUCUCCCCCUGUGACUGCUGCUUGAGGAAAAUGUACAGCUUCCUGCUGAGACACCCACGCGUCACGCUCCGCAUCUAUUUCUCCCGGCUCUAUCGCGCCGGGAAUGGCUCUCCCGGUGCCGUGGGGGAUGCCAGGGCUCUGCGGAGCCUCUGCAGCCUCUGGCCUCGGGUGACCCUGCAGAGGCUGCCAGAGGGGGCACGGCAGUACCUGCUCUGCCACUUCGUGUGUGGCAUCACAGGGGCAAUCCCUCCUCACCCAGCGCUGCCGUCAGGAGCCUCAGCAGGUCGGCAGAACCCACGUCAAAUUAACUUAACGGGAGUGAAAACGUAUUUUAGGGAAGCCUUUCCCCGGGGAAUGGAAGGGAACCCGGCUGUGAGGCAGAAUUUAAAGGUCUUCCCUUCUCCCAGCCCGGCCUCCCGACAGCCUUUCCCAGCCGUGAAAGGCACUCUGCCCCCUCCAAUGUCUCCGAGCCGUGUGCUUUCUCCAGGCGUGUUUCUGCCCUCUCAGAGGGAACAGCUACACCUCAGACCCAUAAAUAUUGUAAGGCAUUUAAAAAUGCCAAAGGAAUGA
This is a messenger RNA of Myiozetetes cayanensis, 957 nucleotides long. RefSeq names its product apolipoprotein B mRNA editing enzyme catalytic polypeptide like 4 (gene APOBEC4). The transcript has a single exon. Lineage: Eukaryota; Metazoa; Chordata; Aves; Passeriformes; Tyrannidae. The coding region runs from base 1 to 957 and encodes 318 amino acids. The record is from RefSeq and is a predicted model, not a curated record.